AUGGCUUCCUCUUCCUCCCAUCCCCGCGUUGUUGUCCCCGUCGACCAGGGCUGGUCGUUCAAGCAGGCGGACCAGGACGACACACAUUGGCUGCCCGUGGGCCAGUUCCCGACCAAUGUGCACCUCGACCUGCUGGCGCAUGAGCGUAUCCCGGACCCGUUUGUGGGCAAGAACGAGCAACUCGUGCAGUGGAUUGGCGAGACGACAUGGGUAUACAAGACGACGUUCGCCCUGGACAAGGCUGCGUCGUCGCCCGGAGGGAGCAAGACAGUUCUCGCCUUUGAUGGCCUCGACACAUUUGCCACCGUGGUGCUCAACGGCAAGACCAUCCUCGAGGGCGACAACAUGUUUUUACCGUACCGCGUGGACGUGACCGACACCGUGCGUGCCGAUGGCCCCAACGACCUCGCAAUCACCUUUGACAGCGCCUACCUCCGUGGGUGGGACCUGGUGGAGCAGCAUCCGGACCACAAAUGGGGCUGCUGGAACGGCGACAACUCGCGGCUUGCGGUCCGCAAGUCGCAGUACCACUGGGGCUGGGACUGGGGCCCGGUGCUGCUGACGUGCGGGCCGUGGCGGCCGAUCCAUGUGGAGGUGUACGACGCACGCCUGUCGGACCUGUCCUUUGACACGACGGUGGACGAGUCGCUGCGGUCGGCGACGGUCGCGGCCCGAGCGGAGGUGGAAGCCCGGUCGGUUGCCGGUACACAGGUGCGCUUCGACGUGUCGCUGGACGGCGUGGCUGUGGCGUCUGAGACGGUCGACGUGGCCGCCAAGGAGAAGCGCAGCAACGACGACAACGACGACGACGACGACACUCCCAACGGCACCGCUACGGCCACGUUCCUGAUUAACAGCCCGGCAUUGUGGUACCCAGCCCGCUACGGCAAGCAGCCGCUCUACACGGUCCGGGCGACACUGCUUGUCGGGGACACCGAAGCAGACACAGCCACCAAGAAGAUUGGUCUGCGGCGCUCCCGCCUCGUGCAGCAGCCGCUGGAGGGUCAGCCGGGCACCAGCUUCUUCUUCGAGGUCAACAACGUGCCCAUCUUCUGCGGCGGCAGCGACUGGAUCCCGGCGGACAACUUUGUGCCGCGCAUCUCGAGGCAGCGCUACCACGACUGGGUCAAGCUGGCCCUGGACGGCCACCAGGCCAUGAUCCGCGUGUGGGGCGGCGGCAUCUACGAGGAACAGGCCUUUUACGACGCCUGCGACGAGCUCGGCGUGCUCGUGUGGCAGGACUUUAUGUUUGGCUGCGGCAACUACCCGGCGUGGCCGGCGCUGCGCGACUCGAUCCGGCGCGAGGCGGCGGCCAACGUGCGCCUGCUGCGGCACCACCCCAGUAUUGUGAUUUGGGCGGGCAACAACGAGGACUACCAGUACCAGGAGAGCGAGGGCCUGACGUACGACUACGCCAACAAGGACGCCGAGAGCUGGCUCAAGACGGACUUCCCCGCGCGCUACAUUUACGAAAAGAUUCUGGCCGACGUGUGCAGCGCCCUGGUCCCGGGCACGCCGUACCACUACGGCAGCCCGUGGGGCGGUGGCGUGGACACGCACGACCCGACGGUGGGCGACAUCCACCAGUGGAACGUGUGGCACGGCACGCAGGAAAAGUACCAAAACUUUGACCGGCUCGUCGGCCGGUUCGUGUCCGAGUUUGGCAUGGAGGCGUUUCCCAGCGUGCGCACCAUUGACCAGUUCCUGCCCAGCGGCCGCGACGACGCGGACCGCUACCCGCAGAGCGCGACCAUCGACUUCCACAACAAGGCCGACGGACACGAGCGGUGCAUCGCGCUGUACCUCGUCGAAAACCUGCGGUACGCGCCCGACCCGCUCGAGCAGUUUGUGUACUGCACGCAGCUGAUGCAGGCCGAAUGCCUGGCGUCGGCGUACCGGCUGUGGAAGCGGCAGUGGCAGGGGCCGGGGCGCGCGUACUGCGGCGGCGCGCUCGUGUGGCAGCUCAACGACUGCUGGCCCGUGACCAGCUGGAGCAUCUGCGACUACUACCUGCGGCCCAAGCACGCCUACUUCACGGUGAAGCGGGAGAUGGCGCCCGUCACCGUGGGCAUGACGCGCAGGGAGCAUGCGCACAGCAGGGCGGGCGGACACAGCCACUCGCGGAUCGACAUUGCGCGGCGCACACAAAUCGAAAUCUGGGGCUCCAACUUGACCCUCCAAGACAUUGACGGUGUCGACUGCGUGGUGCGCGCGUGGGACGUGGAGACGGGCAAGCUGACGUACGAGGGCACGGUGGCCGAGGGGAUCGUGCUGAAGGCGAACCGGUCGACGGAGCUGGCGGCGCUGGACGUGCCGGGCGUCAAGGGCGAGGAGGCGAAGACGGUCGUGGCGGCGUACUUGGAAGCGUCGUCCAAGCAGAUUGCUCGGUAUGUCAACUGGCCGGAGCCGCUCAAGUACCUGCACCUGGCCAAGCCCGACUUGACGGUGGACGUGGUCACGUCGUCGGGCGACGCGGUUGUCGCCGUCGCCGUCCGCUCGGACGUGCCCGUCAAGGGCGUCGCCGUCGAAGUGCACGAGGACACGCCCAACGCCGAGGCGGACGCGGUGCGGUUCGACGACAACCUGGUGGACAUUGUGCCGGGCGAGACAGUGCAGCUGGGCGUGACGGGCGCGACGGCGUCUACGCGGUUUACCACGAGAUACUUGGGAUUGAGCUCGUGA
This is a messenger RNA of Sporothrix brasiliensis 5110, 2682 nucleotides long. Its product is annotated as beta-mannosidase. Lineage: Eukaryota; Fungi; Ascomycota; Sordariomycetes; Ophiostomatales; Ophiostomataceae. The coding region runs from base 1 to 2682 and encodes 893 amino acids. Gene Ontology annotation, molecular function: beta-mannosidase activity. The transcript has a single exon. The record is from RefSeq and is a predicted model, not a curated record. Gene Ontology annotation, biological process: glycoprotein catabolic process; carbohydrate metabolic process.